CCUCGAUCCCUCAGGUACAUGGACAAGAAGCUUCGGCUGAAGCUCAACGGCAACCGCGGCGUCGUCGGCGUCCUCCGCGGGUUCGACCAGUUCUUGAACCUCGUCCUGGACGAGUGCGUGGACGACAGCACCUCGGACAAGGAGCCGCUCGGGAUGGUCGUCGUCAGAGGGAACUCGAUCAGCGCCCUGGAGGCGCUCGAGCACAUCCCCGCGGCCGUGAGGAAGACGCAGUGA
Micromonas pusilla CCMP1545 is the source of this 234-nucleotide messenger RNA. RefSeq lists its product as uncharacterized. Gene Ontology annotation, biological process: spliceosomal snRNP assembly; mRNA splicing, via spliceosome. NCBI's taxonomy places the organism in Eukaryota, Viridiplantae, Chlorophyta, Mamiellophyceae, Mamiellales, Mamiellaceae. The transcript has a single exon. Gene Ontology annotation, molecular function: RNA binding. The record is from RefSeq and is a predicted model, not a curated record. The annotation marks the transcript as partial. Gene Ontology annotation, cellular component: catalytic step 2 spliceosome; U2-type prespliceosome; U1 snRNP.